GGCAUGCACAAACCAUUGACGAGAGAGCGCACGAACUGGUAAACCGAUGUCAGAAAAGUGGCUGCUCGUGGUGCUGAUCGUUGGAGGAACCGCGCUUGUCUUCCUGGUCUGCUUUCCCAUCGACUUCUGCCUCUACCGCCGCCGGAAGCGCCUAGCGCGCAUGCGGAAGCUGGAGAUGUUCUACACGAAAUCCCCGACCAAGAUAGCGCCUCAGCGAGCAAACAUGAUCAUGGAGGGCGUCUGGGCAGACAAUACCGGAAAUGGACAACAAACGGCCAAAUCACGGGCGUUGUUUGGCUUUCAGAAAAUUCUUCAAAUUCUCAGACGUAAAAAAGAAAACGCUAAUACAGAUCAUGAGCAAUUUUUUAAUCAAUCAUCAACGAUUGAAAAUGCGUCGUCCAUGAAUUCCCUUAUACAUGGAAGUCCACCGGAACGGAAUAUUUGGACUGAAAAAAGUAACCUCGUGAAGGACGAGAUAAACCGUGAAAAAGGGAGUUCACAUAAACACCCCUUGCACGCGGCACCACGUGCUGACCCCGGUCUGCCCGAGGGGAUGAUUCUUGACGCGACCUCGGCCUUGGGCGAGCACGAGGGGCUAGUUGAUCAAGAACCAAUGUUGGCAAACUAUGGCGCCUUGGAACAACUGCAUGUGAAACAUUCCGGCGAGACUAUUUCACUUUCCCAUUGCCCACAUAACUGUUUUACAAUUCCAGUUUCUCGACAGUGCACAUGUCAUGUAGAUCACUUGAAUGAUGGACAUCCAGGGAGAGAGCACCAAGGUUCAAUGGUGUCGGAAGGUGGAAGAUUUGUACAAGUGAAGCCAUUAAAAUUAUGUACUUUGUCCGCGGAAAACCAAAUAAAAAUGAAUACAAAUUUGAAACAAUCUGCUGGCCCGGAUGUUAUUUCUGUAUCGAGUAUGGUAGAGGAAUCGUCGUUAUCGGACGACGUUUUUCAGCAGGAGCCUUCAACCACUCUGGCGUCAGAUUUAACUAAAAUUGCCGAGCUCCAUCCGAAUGGAUUUAAAAGAAGCUUUAAGGGUAAUUUAACAAGAAACAGCGUCACACCUGUGGCACACACUAACAGUAUAGCACCAGUAACCCACACUGCAGUGUGGGAGUUAAAGCGGGGACCCCGCAGUCACGGAAAGUCGCUAAGCCGGAAGUCACGCCCGGCCUCCCUCACACUCGAAGAGGAUGGAGAGACCGUCGCUAAAUGGCGGCGGGAAGCGCGGGCCGUAACACUGCAACUGGCACCAAGGUACUGACCAGAUAUAUAUCAGAUUGAAAAGAGUGUCAACUGGACUAAUAGUCGUGCUUCUGACGUGCAUACAGGAGCAUCGUUGUAUUUGAUUACGACCAUGUUGCUGCUGUAACUCACUUGCACAAGUGAUCCUAGUUUGUGUUUGUCGGACAUGCAUAAUGGCCUCUGUAUUGCUUCUCUGUUGGCAAAGUUGAUACUGGCAGUGUAUUUUUUAUGAAUAUGCGAACUAGAAGAAUUCGCUAAAUAUGGAAAACGGUUCUGUGUCUUUGACGAUCAGUCAUUUUUUAAUGAUUUUUUUUACGGUGAACAAUCUAGAUGAUUAUGCUAGAGGAGGUUUCGUAUAUUUGAAUAUUGGUUGU
This is a messenger RNA of Mya arenaria, 1619 nucleotides long. RefSeq lists its product as uncharacterized. The coding region runs from base 47 to 1264 and encodes 405 amino acids. NCBI's taxonomy places the organism in Eukaryota, Metazoa, Mollusca, Bivalvia, Myida, Myidae. The record is from RefSeq and is a predicted model, not a curated record. The transcript is spliced from 2 exons.